Molecule: messenger RNA, 1515 nt
Organism: Phacochoerus africanus (Common warthog)
Lineage: Eukaryota; Metazoa; Chordata; Mammalia; Artiodactyla; Suidae
Gene: DHODH
Product: dihydroorotate dehydrogenase (quinone)
Exons: 9
Coding region: 28-1215 (395 amino acids)
Biological process (GO): 'de novo' pyrimidine nucleobase biosynthetic process; pyrimidine ribonucleotide biosynthetic process
Cellular component (GO): cytoplasm; mitochondrial inner membrane
Molecular function (GO): dihydroorotate dehydrogenase activity
Source: RefSeq, a predicted model, not a curated record
AGAGGCGGGCCCAGUGGAGGAAGAAGCAUGGCGUGGCGACAGCUCAAAAAGCGGGCCCAGGAUGCCAUGGUGAUCCUGGGGGGCGGAGGACUUCUCUUCGCCUCCUACCUGACAGCCACGGGGGAUGAGCGUUUCUACAGGGAACACCUGAUGCCGGCUCUGCAGGGGCUGCUGGACCCGGAGACAGCUCACAGGCUGGCCAUUUGCUUCACAUCCCUGGGGCUCCUUCCUCGGGCCACGUUUCAAGACUCUGACAUGCUGGAAGUGAGAGUCCUGGGACAUAAAUUCCGAAAUCCAGUAGGAAUCGCUGCAGGAUUUGAUAAGCACGGGGAAGCUGUGGAUGGCCUUUACAAGAUGGGCUUCGGUUUUGUUGAGAUAGGCAGUGUUACCCCCAAACCUCAGGAAGGAAACCCCAGACCCAGGGUCUUCCGUCUCCCCGAGGACCAAGCCGUCAUUAACAGAUACGGAUUCAACAGUCACGGGCUCUCAGUGGUGGAACACAGAUUACGGGCCAGGCAGCAGACGCAGGCCAGGCUCACAAAAGAUGGGCUGCCACUGGGAAUAAACCUGGGGAAGAAUAAGACCUCGGUGGACGCUGCCUUGGACUACGCAGAGGGGGUUCGAGUCCUGGGCCCCUUGGCUGACUACUUGGUCGUGAAUGUGUCUAGUCCCAACACAGCUGGGCUGCGGAGCCUUCAGGGGAAGGCUGAGUUGCGCUGCCUGCUGACCAAGGUGCUACAGGAGAGGGACGCCUUGAAGGUAGCCCACAAGCCGGCCGUGCUGGUAAAGAUCGCUCCUGACCUCACGGCACAAGACAAGGAAGAUAUCGCCAGUGUGGUGAGAGAGCUGGGCGUCGAUGGACUGAUUGUCACGAACACCACAGUGAGCCGCCCUGCCAGCCUGCGGGGUGCCUUGCGCUCUGAAACUGGAGGGCUGAGCGGGAGGCCCCUCCGGGACUUAUCAACGCAAACCAUCCGGGAGAUGUAUGCACUCACCCAAGGCAGCGUUCCCAUCAUCGGAGUCGGCGGCAUCAGCAGCGGGCAGGACGCGCUGGAGAAGAUCCGGGCCGGAGCCUCCCUGGUGCAGCUGUACACGGCGCUCACCUUCCGCGGGCCGCCCGUGGUGGGCGGCGUCAAGCGCGAGCUGGAGGCCCUUUUGAAGGAGCAAGGUUUUACCAGAGUCACAGACGCCAUUGGAGCAGAUCAUCGGAGGUGAGGACAGGUCCGUGGGAAGCCUGAUGUGGAUGGAACCUUCCUGCUAAAUCAGGCGAGCCUUCCUGGCUGAUGGAGAGAGGAGAGUCACAGCCCGCAAACCACAAGGGCCCCUCCUCCACCUGGAUUGUAAAAGCCAAGCCCGAGAAUCACCAGAAGCAAUACGAGGCUUUAAUUUCUUGUCAGACCAUGAACUGCAUCCAUGAUCUUUUUCUAGAUUCAAAUUCUACGAUCCUUUAAUAUUACAAGGACAUUAGACAUUUGGGGGGAAAUCAUGAUAAAAUAAAGUCAUUUAAAAACUGGA